UUUUUAUUUCAACAACCGAAACCAGUGAUCUCUGUUAACAUGUCUGGACGAGGAAAGACCGGCGGCAAAGCCAGAGCGAAGGCCAAGACCCGCUCCUCCCGGGCCGGCCUGCAGUUCCCCGUGGGCCGCGUCCACAGGCUGCUGAGGAAAGGAAACUACGCCCAGCGAGUCGGGGCCGGAGCUCCGGUGUAUCUGGCCGCCGUGCUGGAGUAUCUGACCGCUGAGAUCCUGGAGCUGGCUGGAAACGCCGCCCGCGACAACAAGAAGACCCGCAUCAUCCCCCGACACCUGCAGCUGGCUGUCCGCAACGACGAGGAGCUGAACAAGCUGCUGGGAGGCGUCACCAUCGCCCAGGGAGGAGUGCUGCCCAACAUCCAGGCCGUGCUGCUGCCCAAGAAGACCGAGAAGGCCGCGAAAGCCAAGUAGAUCAGCUGUAUCCCGACGAAACCAAAGGCUCUUUUAAGAGCCGCCAACAUCAGAGUCAGAGCAGAGACGUCCGACAUCACUGCACUAGAAAACACUAGAAACACGAUCCAUCUCACUGUCCCGUACUGGGGUCUUUAUGCUGUUACUAAUGCCGCGUUCCAUUUGUCCUCGGAAGUGGGGAUUUCCCAGUUCCCAGUCGGAAUUUUCAACUGGAACGCCCCUCGAAGUUGGAUUUUCCAUUGGGAAAGUGGGAGAGUCUUCACCACCAUAGACAUAAAAACGUAGACGCCCCAUCGAGCGCUGCAUCGAUACGUCAACGUCGCCGCCAUAUUGGAUGUGGCAAGACUGCGCUGUAAACUGAUACAAGUAAAUUGACUUAUUUUCAUAAAGCGCCUUUAUA
Cololabis saira (Pacific saury) is the source of this 826-nucleotide messenger RNA. RefSeq names its product histone H2A-like. Gene Ontology annotation, cellular component: nucleosome. Bases 40 to 426 code for a protein of 128 amino acids. Gene Ontology annotation, molecular function: protein heterodimerization activity; DNA binding; structural constituent of chromatin. The record is from RefSeq and is a predicted model, not a curated record. The transcript has a single exon. Lineage: Eukaryota; Metazoa; Chordata; Actinopteri; Beloniformes; Belonidae.